This is a messenger RNA of Podarcis muralis (Common wall lizard), 2363 nucleotides long. It is a transcript of the gene NHLRC1, whose product is annotated as NHL repeat containing E3 ubiquitin protein ligase 1. Gene Ontology annotation, biological process: protein polyubiquitination; proteasome-mediated ubiquitin-dependent protein catabolic process. Gene Ontology annotation, cellular component: nucleus. The record is from RefSeq and is a predicted model, not a curated record. Gene Ontology annotation, molecular function: protein binding; ubiquitin protein ligase activity. NCBI's taxonomy places the organism in Eukaryota, Metazoa, Chordata, Lepidosauria, Squamata, Lacertidae.
GUAAAGUUGCCAACCUCAACCUUUUUCUAUCUAGUCCUCAAAUAAUGCAAAGAAGCAGUCUCCUUAGCCAUAUUAAUGCUCAUCAGCAGACAUGUAUAGGGUUGCUAUAUUCAGAGAGAUGUAUUGUUAUGUAAUUGCCAGCUUUCCAGUUUUAGGAGAUCCUUUCACAAGGUCUGCUUCAAUUUAAGGAAAGGAUACUGGUGACAUACUGGAGUUAAGAGUUGUUGUUGCUGUUGUUUUUUGUACCGUUUUUUGUUUACAAAUGUACAGGUUGAGCAGGAGGAAGCAAGCACACACCCAGAUAGAUUGCACUACUUUUGUGACAGCAUCAGUUCAUCCCUAAUAUUUGAGAAAUUCCUAGCCCCACAUGUCACCACCAAAAUCAGCAAUACUGAAGAAAACACUACCAAAAUGGUUGGCUUUGGUUAUACCUGAGGGCAGAGCCUCUAGUAAAUCUAUAAAUGUUUCUCAUGCUGAAGUCCGCAAGACAGCCUUUGAAACCAACUUUACACCCCGCCUCUGCCCCCACCGUUUAUUUGUUUUUGUGGACUUUAAUUGAACAGUGAUCCUUGAGAAGUGGAAUGGUACAGUAAACCCAAACAUGCUGGAUUCAAUUUAUACGGGUAAAGAUGGGCACCUUACCAGUAUUCAGGUUCAUAUUGCAAUUGAAUCAGGAGCAUAUUUAUUCCCAUUUUCACGCAAGCUAAAAAUAAACAGUGGAAAGAGAAGGCGAAUACAUGAAUGGCAGGUGCCCUUGUGAAUCUGCUGCUUUAUCGUAAAGUUUCCUCAAGGGGGCAGCAAACUACAACCAACGCUGACAUUGCAGAAUAUCGCUGUCGAGUUCACUGUACUCACUCUGCACGAAGGCCUCUCUCUCUGAUGUAAGAGGGUCUUGUGACUGCCACCCACGUGACCAGAUGGCACAGGACACCACCAGCAGAGCAACAAUCCUCUUAAGAGUUGCACAAAUGUCUGCCAAGGCCAGUGACAGCAUGCAGACCACGACAGAGCUGCUGGACCAGACAGAGAACAGUCUGCUCGAAUGCAAAGUGUGCUUUGAAAAAUACAACCAGCAGAAAAAGCGCCGGCCCCGGAACUUGCCAUGCGGACAUGUCAUGUGCCUGGAGUGUGUCACAUCACUGGCCCAUCCCCGGAGUCUUAAGCUAGAGUGCCCUUUCUGCCGCAGGGCUUGCAAAUCUUCCGAGACCAGCGAUUGCUUGCCGUUGUUGCACCUGAUGGAGAUCUUGAACUCUUCAUCCAACAGUGUUCCGGUUUCAGGAAGGACCGUUGGAGCAGCUGAGGAUGUGGUGAUGCCAGGAUCUCAGGUCUUAACAUUUCACCUGUCUUUCGGAGGAUGGGGGACCCUGGUCAACCCGACAGGGAUUGCUGUGUGCCAGAGGUCUGCCUGCCUAGCGGUGGCUCACGACGGCAAGAAGAGGAUUAAGCUGUUCAGUUUCAACGGGCGCGUCAUACAGCAGUUUGGAGAAAGAGGGCAGGCAGGAAAUGACAUCAGGUACCCGACCGAUGUCACCAUCACGCUGGACGGCCAUAUCGCAGUCACGGACAGCGGGGAUCGUUCUGUCAAAGUGUUCGACUUCAACGGCAGGGGAAAGCUGGUUAUCUCCGAGUCCUUCGGUUUACCUUGGGGUCUGGAUACCACACCUCAGAACGAUGUGAUCAUGACCGAUUCGGUGGCAGGUGCUCUGUAUCGCUUGACAGCCGACUUUAAGCGGGGGGAAUUAAAGGGGGUGGAAAAACUCUGCUCUAAUUUGUGCGACCCGAGGAAAGUGGCUGUUUCUCAGGCCUCGGGGGCCAUUGCUGUCAUAGAGCAUUCGAUGGCAAAAGGACCAAGCUGUGGCUGCACCAUGCUGAAAGUAUUCGCUGCAGACAUGCAGCUCAUAAGCCAGGUGGACACUUUUGGCCUGAAUCUAGUAUUUCCUUCCAAAAUAUAUGCCAGUGAUGUGACCUUCAGCAGGGAAGGUCAAGUAAUAGUAACCGAUGGCUAUAACCAAGCAGUCUUCUGCCUUGGAAAACCUGAAGAGUUCCCUAUGUGUAAACCUAUCAUUACCCAGGGUCUUUCUUACCCUUUGGCAUUAGCUUUCACACCAGACAGUUCUCUGAUUGUCUUGGAUGGUGGAGAUCAUUCUUUGAAAGUAUUCACGGCUAGCUGAAAUAUGGGGGGUGGUGUUGCUUUCACAUUGCCUGAUCCAGUUCACAGCUUAACAGAGAGUAUGUGGAAGCUCUUUGUGCCUAACACCCCAACUUCUCUAAGGAUCGCUGAUCAAGUUGAUGGAUUAUGCCAAAAUGGCUAAAAUGACUGAAAAGAAGACCAAAAUUUUAAUAAGGAAUGGGGAAAAUUUAUA